AUGUCUGUAUAUCGCUCCUCGACCGGCAACUUGGAUCGCUUUGAGGAGCCCCCUCGCGGUGGUGAGAGAUGGGACCGCGACAGAUUUGAGCGUAUGCGACGAGGCGGCGGCAGUGUUCGUGGUCGCCCUGAUGAUUACGAACACUACCGCUACCAAGAGCACGACCGUUACCCUGGAGGCCAUCGUGACGUCGACAUCCACGAAGAUCGCGCCCGCCGUGGCCCGGCCGUCAUAGAAAGAGAGCGCUUCCACGAAGACGAGCGCUACGACCGCCCUCCGCCGCGUCGUGCCCCGGCCGACUUGUUCCAUGAGCCCACGCCGUCCGAAAUCGCCAACCAGGCUCUUGCACCCUACCGCCGCAGGUCGGUCAUUGAUAGGGAUAUCGACAUUGAUAUUGAUAUCAACGAACGGCGCCAUGUUGCCCGCCCACCUAAGCCCUCCCGCCCACAGUAUAUCCGUCGUCAAUCGUCCUUGGACACUUUCGAUCGCCGACCCAUGCCUCGGUACGGCGAUGUCGAGAGGAUCGAGAGAUAUGAGACCCACGAAUACCGCCCACCAGCCAACGUUCCCAUUCCACUACCCAUCCGGGAGCGUCGCAGGUCACCUCCCCACCGCUUCCAUGAUGAGGACGAUUUUGAGGAAAUCAGAUACGACGACCGCAGCUCAAGGGGCCGGGAACGGGAGGAUUAUCGCGAAGUCGAGGUUCACCGCGAAAAGAGCAGAGUACGACGAAGCAAGAGCACUGCCGCAAGAUCAACACGUAGCUCUUCAAUUUCCAGCUUUGAAGAAAUCCAGCCUUCCCGGGCAACCUGGGGCAAGAAGGGCAAGACAAGACUCCCUAAGCGUCUGGUGAAGAAGCAAGCCGUUAUCGAUCUCGGGUAUCCAUACGAAGAAGAGGACGAUUUCAUUAUCGUCACCCGGGCACUCGAAAAGGAGCACAUUGACGAAAUCAUCAAGACCAGUGAAUCUUACAAAGAAGAAAAAAUCACCUAUGUCUACGAGGAGAACGUGGAAGAACCUCCACCACCACCGGCAUCUGUUGCGCCACCAGCAUCAGUCGCACCAUCAGUUGCACGGCCAGCAUCCGUUGCGCCGCCACCACCACCACCACCUGUGGUUGAAGUGCCUCCUCCACCACCAUCCGUACACGCACCGCCUCCACCUCCUCAGGUUGUGUAUGCCCAACCUCCUCCACAAGUCAUCUACGCCCAGCCGCCCCCAUCUCACCAUGCGCCAACCGUAUACGCACCAUCAGAACGUGCUCCAUCUCCAUCAAUCCAUGAGCACGAGCGUUACGUAGAGAUCGACCGCUCAGCUGCUAUCCACGGUCCAGCCACCGCCUUCCUCCCCGAAGGCCGCCAAAUCGUCCGCCGCGACGAUCGCCGAACAGAGCGCGAGAUUCGUGAAGAAAUCCGCUCGCUCGAGGAAGAACGCCGUAUGCUCAAGUAUGAGCGCGAAGGCGACCGCGAGUACGAAUUUGUUGAACGCGCUCCCAAGAGGGAAGUCAUGCGUGUCGACAGAGACCGAAAGGGUAGGUUAGCCCUUGUUCGCUCGGCCCAUUAA
Messenger RNA from Bipolaris maydis ATCC 48331, 1563 nucleotides. RefSeq lists its product as uncharacterized. Lineage: Eukaryota; Fungi; Ascomycota; Dothideomycetes; Pleosporales; Pleosporaceae. The record is from RefSeq and is a predicted model, not a curated record.